Perca fluviatilis (European perch) is the source of this 1717-nucleotide messenger RNA. RefSeq names its product solute carrier family 7 member 6 opposite strand (gene slc7a6os). NCBI's taxonomy places the organism in Eukaryota, Metazoa, Chordata, Actinopteri, Perciformes, Percidae. Gene Ontology annotation, biological process: developmental process. The record is from RefSeq and is a predicted model, not a curated record. Bases 62 to 1057 code for a protein of 331 amino acids. The transcript is spliced from 5 exons.
UCAUUUCCCUCCUCCCAGUCUGCCAGACAAACCAGACAAACUCAGCGGACAGAGGAACAACAUGGAUCCGAACACGACGAUUCUGCGAGUCAAGAGGAAAAGGGGGACCGACCCAGCAGAUGCGUUGUUGUUGGCGUGUAAACGUAUCCGGCCGGAGACGUCCCAGGGCUCAGGGGAAACGGUACCGGAGCCGAAUGAAGCCGAGGUGGAAAAUUCUGUCUUCAAACUCGUGGCGACCGUAGCGACACAGGAUGCUCCUGUUCAGACACAGGUGCGACAGGCUUUGGCUCGGCCUCGCAUGGCCCACGCACUGCGCCCCUCUGCUGCCAGUUCCCAACGGAUCAUCGGGGACCUCCGGAGCGCAAAGUGGAGCACCCGGAGGGAGGAACGCUACAGAAUCCUCUCCAGCCACCGUACAGGGCUGUCCAGCCCGGCGGAGCAGCAAACCAACCAGACGGAAGCUUCUGAUGGCGUGGAGGACACUGGGAAAGAGCAGGACAAAUGUUUGGGUCUCGGUGCAAUCCAGGUGGUUGAUCUCCUACAUGAGGAUGUAGAGGAGCAGGACAAAUCUAGCAAGACGCUGUCCUCAGACCCAGAAGUGAUCCUGUGUAACAGCACCAAGAUGCUGCGGGAGCACCUGAGCAUCACCGGAGAGAGACUGGGGGAAGAGCACCGGGAGCAGGACGACGACUACGUCUACGAUCUCUACUACCAGGAAAUGGUCGCGCCAGGCUGGAUCCAGGACAUCCUGUCUGUCAGGGCCUACACCGAUGAGGGAGAACUGGUGCCUGACAUUGUGGUUCAUGAAGAGGAGGUGUAUGAAGACGAGGACGAUGAAAACGAGGAAGGCAACUGGAGGAAUGACUACCCCGACGAGGGGAGCGACGCAGACAGCGACCGAGAGGAGCGCUACGGUGGUUACUGGGAGGAGGAGCACUCGUACAGCCAGAGGAGCUGGGGGCGCUACCAGAGGGAAGUGCUGCACGAGCUGGACUGCCCCGGUGAAGAUGACCAUGAGGAGGAUGAUGAUGAUGGAGACAAAUAUAAUUCCGAUUGAUCUAUCCCUUACCCCCCCCCCUCUCCAAAUGCCUGUCAGUGGAUCUUCCCAAUGCACUCAACACCAAUGAUCACCAUACUCCAUAUUCCUCUGUGUAGGCGAGAGUGGAGGGAAACUACUAUUGCAAUGGCACAUAAUAACAAUAAUAAUAAUAAAUGUAAAUGCAAACCUUGAGGUAAAUAAAAAUGAACUUCAAGAAAUUCCAUCUUAAAGUGAAAUUUGACAAAGAAAUACAAAUGUACUGAGAACAUCCUGUUCUUAACGCCCCCGUUGUUACCAUACCAUAUAUCGCUAAAGCUCUUUAGAGUGAAAUCCAUCCUCCGCUCUACUACACAGAUGGGGAAGGAGUAGGUGUCAUUUCCAGAAGGAUCCAGAGUGUCUUUUUCUUUCUUUUCUUUUUUAACUGUGGUGGAGUGAAUUUGUGUGUGGGUGUUUGUUCCAUGUGGAUGUGUGUGUGUGUGUUAAUAAUGUUGCACAUUAGUGUGAUAUGCCUUGUAUGCUCUGUGUUGUUAACACUUCUGUUAUGAAGACGUCUUGGGCCGCGUGUGGUUGCAAUUUAGGGUGCUGUGUGUGUGUGUAUAUUUGUGUGCGUGUUAGAUUUUUGCAUAAUGUGAAAGUGUGACGCAAGUUUUGUUGUGGGUGUGAGAGUUGGUUCAGAAA